AUGCUUAAUCGUGAAGGCGACGACAUGAAUAUUGUGGUACUUCGAGCGAAAUGCCUCAAUGUUAUACAUAUGGCACUCAAAGUCAAGCAUGGACAACUUAAUCCAAUAGCAAUGGAUGCACUUCAGGCAUUCAUUCGAGAUCCGCGAUUUGAAAGCCAUGGUACCGUUGAAAAUGAAAGUGACACACUAGUUAUGCAAGUAUUAAAAACAAUCAAUCCACUCGAAUCUUGGAAGCCUCAUUUUCAAUGCAGAAUCCUCACAAUCAUAAUUGAAAUGAUGUGCAAUCCAAAAAAAAGAAUUUCAUUGACUAUCAUUAAGGAAACAAUACAGAUGUGCUCUAAAGUAUAUGGAAAUGCGGAAGAGACAAGUGUACGCUUGGCCGCCCGAGCUGCCGUAGCUCAAAUCGUCAGCUCAUUUUGUUCAACAGCCAAUUUACCAGAGGAAUUUGUUGCACAAGAAAGAAUAGCAAUAUUUAUGGAUGUAACAGCGCUUCUUGAUGAUACAGUUAAAAAUAUAGAUAAAUUAGGUCAUCAAACGGAGCGAGUGGUAAUCCUAUUGGACACAGUUUACUGUCUUCUUAGUGUGCAACCUAUUUCCAUUCAAACACAUCAACCUUUUAUCAAUGUUAUUUGGUAA
Messenger RNA from Dracunculus medinensis (Guinea worm), 636 nucleotides. The record is from the annotation of a GenBank genome assembly. NCBI's taxonomy places the organism in Eukaryota, Metazoa, Nematoda, Chromadorea, Rhabditida, Dracunculidae.